Cotesia congregata is the source of this 237-nucleotide messenger RNA. Lineage: Eukaryota; Metazoa; Arthropoda; Insecta; Hymenoptera; Braconidae. The record is from the annotation of a GenBank genome assembly.
AUGUUGGGGCUGGAAAUGAAAAGUUUGAAAAAAAACCCAGCGCUUUUGCCGCUGUUUGCUUGUGUAGUAGUCGGUGGAUUUAUGUCAUCCGGAUACUUGCUCCGUCUGGCAACAAAAAACCCUGAUGUUACAUGGAGCAGAACUAGAAACCCUGAGCCAUGGCAGGAGUACAAAACUAAACAAUACAAGUUUACUUCGAAAAUCGAUCACUCUAAAUCUCCAGUUCCAGACUACUAA